Messenger RNA from Doryrhamphus excisus (bluestripe pipefish), 1302 nucleotides. It is a transcript of the gene pithd1, whose product is annotated as PITH (C-terminal proteasome-interacting domain of thioredoxin-like) domain containing 1. The record is from RefSeq and is a predicted model, not a curated record. Lineage: Eukaryota; Metazoa; Chordata; Actinopteri; Syngnathiformes; Syngnathidae. Gene Ontology annotation, cellular component: nucleus.
GUUUCCGUUUCACAAUUACUUUCAGAGAUGAAAAACAUGGAAUUCUAUUAUGAAAAGCAUAACCCGGAAGUAUGAGUCGGGUUGGUGUUUGAAGUGGGCGCUCGUGCCGAGGGAAAGUUGUGUUUGUCAGGAAGUCCUCACGCCGGCUUCCGCAGCCACUCGCUACCGCUUAACUAUUCCCUCUUUCCGGGACACGAAGACGCCCCGCCAUGUCCGGACACGGCCGCGGACACCACCACCACGGUUGCGGCUGCGAAGGCUCCCAUGAGCCCGCCGAAAGGGGCAUCGAGUACGGACUGUACCGACGCAUCGACCUGGACAAGGUGCAGUGUCUGAACGAGAGCAGGGACGGCGACGGCAAGCUGGUGUUCAAGCCGUGGGACCAGCGGAACGACCGGGACAAGUAUGUGGAGAGUGACGCGGAUGAGGAGCUGCUGUUCAAUAUCCCUUUCACAGGAAGCGUCAAGCUGAAAGGCAUCAUCAUCUCGGGAGAAGACGACGAUUCUCACCCGGCCGAGAUCCGGCUGUACAAGAACAUCCCUCAGAUGUCUUUUGACGACACGGGCCGGGAACCGGAGCAAGCCUUCAGACUCAACCGAGACCCCAGCGCCCAGCUGGAGUACCCGACAAAGAUCGCCCGGUUUUCCAACGUCCAGCACCUCUCCAUCCAUAUCUCCAAGAACUUUGGAGACCGGAGCACCCGGGUCUACUACAUCGGGCUCAGAGGGGAAUACUCCGAGGCCCACAGACACCAAGUGACCAUCUGCAACUACGAGGCGGCGGCCAACCCUGCCGACCACAAAGUGGAGAGCAUGAUCCCUCAAAGCAACUUCAUUUCCUGACGCGAUGACCGGGACGUCGGAGGCCGUCACCGAGGAGCUUGGCGACGCAUUUCUUUUUCUUUGCCUGCGUGUGAGGAGGCCACGCUCGACGGCACUUCCCCUCUAGUUGAUGUUGUGGCGGAGACCCGUCGGCGCUCGCUGGUAACCUGCUGGUAGCGGCUGCUAAAAUAAAACACGUUGAUCAGAGCGCCCGUGCAGGUCAAGUAUGACAGGAAGAGAAAGACCCAAACGCACCGCCUCGUCGUCUUCCAUGAGCCUCAUGAAAGAUGAGUUGCGUUCAAAGACAUUUAGGAGGAAGUGGCAUGUUGUUCCAAACAUACUUGAAGUAUUUGAGUGAUAUGAAUAUCCACUUGUUGUCUUUGUGUGUAUUUACCAGGCAGAAUAAAGAGGGUGUCCGUGAAGGCAUCUCCAGUGACAAAGAGGACAUGUGCUUCCUUUGGUCUUUGUGAGUGGGGCGCGC